Hippopotamus amphibius kiboko is the source of this 3185-nucleotide messenger RNA. It is a transcript of the gene ADGRE5, whose product is annotated as adhesion G protein-coupled receptor E5. The transcript is spliced from 20 exons. The coding region runs from base 60 to 2552 and encodes 830 amino acids. Gene Ontology annotation, molecular function: G protein-coupled receptor activity; calcium ion binding. NCBI's taxonomy places the organism in Eukaryota, Metazoa, Chordata, Mammalia, Artiodactyla, Hippopotamidae. The record is from RefSeq and is a predicted model, not a curated record. Gene Ontology annotation, biological process: adenylate cyclase-activating G protein-coupled receptor signaling pathway; cell surface receptor signaling pathway. Gene Ontology annotation, cellular component: membrane.
CCUGGGGACAGACAGCAGUCCUGCCUCAUCUUCUGCUUCCCCUGCCGGCAGCUCGGACCAUGGGAGGCCGCUACGGCGCUAUCUUUCUCCUCUUUCAUGUGCUAACUGUCUUGCUGACUCUCUCAGAAGUUGGAUCCCAGAAGAGCAAGCCCUGUGCUCGGUGGUGCCCUGCAAACUCCUCUUGUGUCAAUGGUACUGCCUGCCGCUGUGCUCCGGGAUUCAAUUCUUCAUCUGGGGAGAUCUUCACUAACCCCUUGGAGAGUUGUGAUGACAUCAAUGAGUGUGGACCACCCUUGCAAGUGUCCUGUGGAAGAUUAGCAGACUGCCAGAACACGGAAGGGGGCUACCACUGCACGUGCAUCAAAGGAUAUGAGCUUAUUUCUGGGGCAACAACGUUCAGGAAUGCGAGUGAGAACACGUGUCGAGAUGUGGACGAAUGUCAGCAGAAACCCAAAACCUGUAAAGGCCACAUCUGCAUCAACACCCAGGGCAGCUACACCUGCCAGUGCCCACCUGGCUUGGAGCUCAACCUGGAGGACCCAAAGCUGUGCACAGAUGUGAAUGAAUGUACCUCUGGGAGAAACCCAUGCCACAACUCCACCCACUGCUUCAACCUCGUGGGCACCUAUCAGUGCCGCUGCCGCCCUGGCUGGAAGCCGAUUCCUGGGUCCCCCAAUGGCCCAAACAACACCGUCUGUGAAGAUGUGGACGAGUGCAGCUCCGGGCAGCAUCAGUGUCACAGCUCCACCUUGUGCGCCAACACUAGGGGUUCAUACACGUGUGACUGCCGCCAAGGCUGGGUGCCCAAACCCGGAUUCCAGAAUAAACAAAACACCACCAUCUGCAAAGAGAUCUUCCCCACCUGGACCACACCCCCUGGAAUCAAGAGCCAGAGUCUCUCUGUCUUCUUCGAAGAAGUCAAGAAAAUGAGCAAAAACUUCAACCCAAACUUCACCCAGGAAAGCAUGAGGAAGCUCAUCACGUCAGUGGAUGACCUGUUGAAAACGCCAAGUGACUUGGAGGCCCUGGACCUGACUUCCAGGCAUCGCAUAGCCACCCACCUGCUCUCAGGCCUCGAACAAAUCCUGAGGAACCUGGCCAAAGCCAUGACUAAAGACUCCUUCACCUACCGUUCCCCUGGGGACACAGAGCUGUCCCUGGUGGUCCAGGAGCAGGGGAAAGGAAACAUCACUGUGGGCCAGAGCCACGCACGGAUGCUGCUGGACUGGUCCGUGGCAGCUGGAGCCAAGAAGUCGGGUCGCACCGUGGUGGGAAUCCUCUCCAGCAACAUGACGGGAUUGCUGGCCAACGCCACUUUGAACCUAGACUCGAAGAAGAAAGCUGAGCUGAAAAGGAGACUCAAAGGUCCUGUCCGUGGUGUUCAGCUCAAGCUUGUCUCAACCGUCAACUCAGUCUUUCUGAGCAACACAAACACAGAUAAACUCGACUCCAGCGUCACCUUUGCCUUCUCCUACCCUAAUCUGUCGGAGCAAGAAUCACCACCACGGCGGGAGCUGAUCUGUGCCUUCUGGAAGAGUGUCAGCAAUGGGAGCGGGUACUGGGCCACCUCAGGUUGCUGGAAGCGGGGCAGCACGAAUAGCAGCACCACCUGCCAGUGCAAUCACCUGAGCAGCUUUGCCAUCCUCAUGGCCCACUACGAUGUGGAGGACUGGAAGCUGGCCCUGAUCACCAAGGUGGGACUGGCGCUGUCGCUGGUCUGCCUGCUGCUGUGCAUUCUCACCUUCCUGUUGGUGCGGCCCAUCCAGGGCUCCCGCACCACGGUGCACCUGCACCUCUGCAUCUGCCUCUUCGUGGGCUCCGCCAUCUUCCUGGCGGGCAUCGAGAAAGAAGGCGAUCAGGUGGGGCUGCGCUGCCGCCUGGUGGCCGGGCUGCUGCACUACUGCUUCCUGGCCGCCUUCUGCUGGAUGAGCCUCGAGGGUGUGGAGCUCUACUUCCUCGUGGUGCGCGUGUUCCAAGGCCAAGGCCUGAAAAAGCGCUGGCAGUGCCUGAUCGGCUACGGCGUGCCCCUGUUCAUCGUGGGCGUCUCGGCAGCCAUCAACAACGAGGGCCAUGGCCGCCGCCACCGAAACUGCUGGCUGGACACUAAAAACGGCUUCCACUGGAGCUUCCUGGGACCUGUGACCUUCACCAUUUUGUGCAAUGCUGUCAUCUUCGUGAUUACUAUCUGGAAACUCACUCAGAAGUUUUCUGAAAUCAACCCAGACAUAAAGAAGUUAAAGAAGGCCAGGGUGCUGACCAUCACUGCCAUGGCCCAGUUCGUUAUGUUGGGCUGCACCUGGGUCUUCGGCCUGUUCCUCUUUGAUGAAGAUAGCCAGGUGCUGACCUAUACCUUCACGAUCCUCAACUGCCUGCAGGGCCUCUUCCUCUUUGUGCUGUACUGCCUGUUCAACAAGAAGGUGAGGGAGGAGUACCGGAAGUGGGCCCGGAUGGUCACGGGGAACAAGUACUCCGAGUUUGCCACAUCCACCUCUGGGUCUGGCUCCAGCCACAAUCCGACUCAGGCCCUCAGGCCAUCAGAGUGUGGCAUGUGAAGGCAUGGUUCUGGCCAGGCCACCAGCUCCUGUGGCCUCAGCAGCUUUUGCACAUGCUGAAGACCUCCUCUCCUCUCCCACUGCUAUCCCUCCUGCCUUGGUCCCCAUAUGCACCACGGAGAGGAGGGUGACAACUGCCAUGUGGCACCGAACUCCAGAAUACCCAGCAAAGGUGGAGAGUCGGACCUACUGGGCCUGCUUCUGGCUGCCUCUCAGCUCCACCCUGGCCAGGACACAGGGAAAGGGCAGAAGCUGGCCCAGGACUGCAGCCCCUUGUCCUGGUACAUAAGGCCCAGACAGACUGAGGGCUCCUGUGCCUGGCCUGGUCCUUCCCCCUCAUCUGUCUUUGCUACAGAACAAGAGGCCAGGGUGCUGGGACUCAGCUUCCUGGUUAAGCUAAGACUGAAGUCGGGGGUGGGAGAAGGGCAAGGCCCUUCUCAGCCCCUUGCCAAAGGCUCAUGGUACAGAGACCCAUCUACCCCCAGAGCAGAGGGUUCUCACUGAUGUGAAGGCUGUGGAUGUUGUGUAAUAUUUUUUAUCUGUAUAAACCUUUCAGUGUUGACACUUAAAAUUAAACAUCACGUUGAUGCAGAAAGAGACAUUUCUUCCUGACUAGGGGCUCACUGACCAGUC